Molecule: messenger RNA, 279 nt
Organism: Rhizopus microsporus ATCC 52813
Lineage: Eukaryota; Fungi; Mucoromycota; Mucoromycetes; Mucorales; Rhizopodaceae
Exons: 2
Coding region: 1-279 (92 amino acids)
Source: RefSeq, a predicted model, not a curated record
AUGACAACUGCUUCUGAAUCAAAGAAACCUCUUCUUGCUUUACCAGCAACUGCAGAAGAAACAGUACAGACUAUUGGUGUCAAUGAUACACUCAAACUAAAAGAACUUGGCCCAGUAGUCAUUAACGAGGAUGGUACAAUGAGUAGAAUCAACAACUGGCAUGAAAUGGCAGAUAUUGAAAAAGCUAAUGUGAAUAGAAUUUUAUUAAAACGAAACCGUGAACGCUUAGCCAAGUUAAAGGAACAAGCAGAAAAGGCUGAAACAGAAUCACGCGGCUGA